Dermacentor andersoni is the source of this 1992-nucleotide messenger RNA. Its product is annotated as methanethiol oxidase-like. The record is from RefSeq and is a predicted model, not a curated record. NCBI's taxonomy places the organism in Eukaryota, Metazoa, Arthropoda, Arachnida, Ixodida, Ixodidae. Gene Ontology annotation, molecular function: protein binding; selenium binding.
AGUGCGACAACUGCGUGGGCAAGAGCAACCGCAGUCGCGAGAUCAAGGCAUGCGCCUCCUUGGCGUCUUCGGGACUCGCGAAUAUGUCGGUGGCAUCCGCGAUGACUGCCGCGGAGGUGGAGUCGUAGAGGGAGCGGUGUGUGUCGUCUCUCUCUUGGUUCGUGAACUGGUGCACUGAUACGAGGUCCCACAAUUCGAAGAGGUGACUGGUGUCGGUGUCACAGAAUUCAGUCCAUAGUGCGGUGCCUUUUUCCGCUGUGCUGUCCAACAGGAACUCUGUUUCGAAAAGGGCAGCCGCGGUUCUGGCGAUGAGGAAGGCUACUGAUGUCGCAUGGAAAUGUGGCUGCGCGAGCACCGCCAACCGCGGCGCCAACCGCGUGGGAGUGGAACGGUGCCCGGACUCGGUCGGCUACCGCACCCCGCUCGAGGCCAUGACCGAGGGUGGACACGAGAAGAUGCUCUGGCUACCGUGCUCGGUGCCGCAGAAGGACAGGCCCGACUACUUGGCCACCGUGUGUGUGGACCAAGACUCCCCCGACUACUGCAAGGUGGUCCACCGGCUGGAGAUGCCGUACUGCGGCGACAGCCUGCACCACAUGAACUGGAACACGUGCAGCAGCUGCUACGGCAACCCGAGCAAGCGACGCGACAAGCUGGUGCUUCCCUGCCUCGACAGCGACCGCGUCUACGUGGCCGACUUGGCGCACAAUCCCAGGGCGCCGACCCUGUACAAGGUAAUCGAGGGUGACGAGCUGCACCGGGAAGGGCUGUCGGCGCCGCACACGACCCACUGCCUGGCCAGCGGCGAGGUCAUGAUCAGCACCAUGGGGGACGAGAACGAGAACGCCAAAGGAAGCUUUCUUCUGCUGGAGGAGCGCACAUUCAACGUUCGCGGCACGUGGCAGCCACAGCUUGACGUCUCCGACUUCGGCUACGACUUCUGGUACCAGCCCCGGCACAACGUUAUGGUCAGCAGCCAGUGGGGGGCCCCAUCGGCCUUCCGCAAGGGAUUUAACAUGGCGGACGUUGAACAAGGUCUUUACGGGAGCAGCCUAGUGGUGUGGGAUUGGACGUACCGCCGCAAACUGCAGACGAUCGACCUCGGUCCCGAAGGCACCAUGCCGCUAGAAGUACGGUUCCUCCACAACCCCGACGCCUCGGAAGGCUACGUUGGCUGCGCCUUGGGGGGCACCGUGUUCCGAUUCUUCAAAACAGAGGCGAAGGGAGAGAGCUGGGCAGCCGAGAAAGUCAUCUCGGUUCCCGCCAAGAAAGUGAAAGGCUGGGCCAUGGACGUGAUGCCAGCGAUCAUCACGGACAUACUGAUAUCUCUGGACGACCGGUUCCUCUACGUCGCCUGCUGGGUCCACGGCGACGUGCGCCAGUACGACAUCACCGACACCAGCCAUCCGAAGUUGGUGGGACAGGUCUUCACGGGAGGCUCCAUCUACAGGAGCGGACCUGUCAAGGUGCUCCACGACGAAGAGCUGAAGGGCCAGCCCGCCAGGUGCACGAUACAGGGCAAGCCUGUGCGGGGAGCCGCUCAGAUGCUGCAACUGAGCUUGGACGGCAAGCGUUUGUACGCCAGCACGACCCUUUACGGGCCGUGGGACAAACAGUUCUACCCCGAGAUGUGGGAGGAAGGCGGCAUGGUAAUACGCAUGCACGCGAACACAGUCAAGGGAGGCCUGACCAUCGACCAAAGCUUCCUGGUAGACUUCGCCGACGAGCCCGACGGACCGUCGCUUGGCCACGAGAUACGAUUACCUGGGGGCGAUUCAACGUCCGACAUAUGGACGUGACAGGCUACGUACACAGUAUACGGCCCUUGUGCAGACAUUAUAGAUAGGGUUUCGCCAUUUCCCUUUACAACAGAAAUGCAGAUAUAAAGAAUACGCCGAAUGUAGGUGCUUUCAUAAAGUUGGUUUAUGCCGAAAAAUAUCACUAUGACUGGGCAUUUGGGUUAGCUUAAAUAAUAAAGAAGUGGUGUGUACA